CGCUCCCAUGCGGCAGGGGGCAGUGUGCACCUCAGCUUCAUUUGGAGUCACGAACAGCUGACACCGCAAAGAAGAAGUUCAUCCUGCCGUUGACAGGGGACGAGAAUAUGAGGAGCCUUGAUCUAAUGCCGACCGAGGAGAACUGACCAGUACUUUUUACGCUAUGGAGACUUUAGUUGACGUCCUAAACGUAUUCCACAUUAGGACUAGUGGAUGGUCUGUGACGCUCAGUCUCUCUCUCGUCUUUCUGGGUCUUCUCUACUGGUAUUCAAUUUUCCCCUAUUCAGUCCUUUCUCGAUGUGGAAUCAAGCAUCCAAAGCCAGUGCCUUUCUUGGGAAACAUAUUCAUGUUCCGCCAGGGUUUUUUCAACCCAAUCAAUGACCUCAUCAAGACACAUGGCAGAGUUUGUGGUUAUUAUUUGGGCCGGCGCCCGGUGGUGGUGAUAGCGGACCCCGACAUGCUGAGACAGGUGAUGGUCAGGGACUUCAGCAGCUUCACCAACAGAAUGACUCUCCGCUUCGCUUCCAAGCCCAUGACCGACUGUCUGCUCAUGCUGAGGAAUGAACGCUGGAAGAGGGUGCGGAGCAUCCUGACCCCGUCGUUCAGUGCUGCCAAGAUGAGAGAGAUGGUUCCUCUGAUCAACACAGUCACCGAUUCCUUGAUGAGCAAUUUGAAUGUCUCCGCUGAGUCACGAGAGGCCUUUGACAUCCACAAGUGUUUUGGCUGCUUCACCAUGGACGUUAUUGCCAGCGUGGCAUUUGGAACUCAGGUGGACUCUCAGAAGAACCCAGAUGACCCGUUUGUCCGACAUGCACAGAUGUUCUUCUCCUUUUCCUUCUUCAGGCCCAUCAUGCUCUUCUUCAUUGCUUUUCCAUUCAUCACGGCUCCUCUGGCAAGAUUCCUGCCCAACAAAAGACGGGACCAGAUGAAUCACUUCUUCAUCAACAUCAUUCAGAAGAUCAUCAAGCAGAGGGAGGAGCAGCCGGCUGAAGAGCGGCGCAGAGACUUCCUCCAGCUGAUGUUGGAUGCUCGGACCAGCAAGGAGUGUGUGUCUCUGGAGCACUUUGAUUCGGCGACCCACGCCGCGGAUCAGCAGGCGCAGCCGGCGGCCUCGGAUCAGGACGACCGCCUCCCCCCACAGGAGCCCUCCUCCAGGCGUCCUCAGAAGAAGAUGAUAACCGAGGAUGAGAUUGUGGGUCAGGCCUUUGUGUUUCUUCUGGCGGGCUACGAAACCAGCAGCAACACGUUGGCCUUCACCUGCUACCUGCUGGCCAUCAACCCCGAAUGUCAACGCAAAGUACAGCGAGAAGUGGACGAGUUCUUCAGCAGACACGAGUCACCAGAUUACACAAAUGUCCAGGAGCUGAAGUAUUUAGACAUGGUUAUAAGUGAAACGCUGCGCCUCUACCCUCCUGGAUUCAGGUUCGCAAGAGACAUCGAUCAGGACUGUGUGUUGAACGGCCAGUUCCUCCCUAAAGGAGCCACGCUGGAGAUCCCAGCGGGCUUCCUCCACUACGACCCGGAGCACUGGACGGAGCCGGAGAGGUUCAUCCCCGAGCGAUUCACACCGGAGGCCAAGGCCAGUCGACAUCCAUUUGUAUACCUGCCGUUCGGGGCCGGUCCCCGGAACUGUGUUGGAAUGAGGCUCGCCCAACUGGAAAUCAAAAUGGCUCUAGUGCGUCUGUUCCACAGGUUCAGCAUCGUGGCCUGCUCAGAGACCAAGGUUCCUCUUGAGUUGAAGUCUUCAAGCACUCUGGGACCUAAAAACGGCAUAUUUGUGAAAAUUCAACGCAGAGACCUGAGCGAAGGUCGAGUGAAUUCUCCACCCGACGAUUAGAGACUCAUCAUCCCGGACGGUGGGGAGAAGCCUUUGAACACACACACAAAGCAUUCUGCACGUCCAUGUUGUGACCGUUGUUGGGUUCUGAGGCCCAAGGGAGACCAAAAACCCUCUUUUGGGGAAAGAUUGGAGAAAUCCAUAAAAGAUGGCAAUUAGCUUCUGUCCCCAGGUUUUAACAUCACAUCAUGACAGGAUGUUAACGUGUACAGUAUUUAUAUGAUUUACAUGACUAUAAAUUGUUAUUGACUAUAAGGCAUUCACUUUAUUUAACAUACAAAUGUAAUAUCUACUAUCUAACAUCACACAAACUCCAAUUCUACACUAAACAUCGCUACAUGUAACAUUCUUCCCACCGCUAGGUGUGCACUUCUACCGUGACACGCUGUGUCAGUGUUAAGAAUCUGUUUCUUUUUCAAAAUGUUUUCAUAGGAAACAUGGUCAAGUAAAUUACAGGUUACUAUACACCUCACUCAAAGAGCUCUUCUUGAGUUUGAGGGGACCGAGAAUGAGACAAGAAUGAAGAAAAAGGAGGGAAUCAAGGGUUAGAAGUGUGCAUGUAGCAAUAUAGAUGAUUUUGAUUAGGGCUAAGUCAUUAAAAGGCUUAUAUAACUCAAAGUAAUUUCAUCAACCUUUAUCUCAACAAUGUUUUUAGUUUUGUUGCACUGUACAUCAAAUCUGUCACCUGAACAUGCACUUUCCUUCAUUUAAUGUCAGUUUUACUAUGCUCUUUACUACCUCUGCCUCCCAUGAAUGAUGGUUAAUUAGCUAUAUAAUUAACCACCAUUCAUACAAUCCCUGAUGUCGAAGAUUGGUAGAGACACGGGUAGAUGGGUAGUGCUGUCAUGUCUGUCUUUUAAUCUUCUCAGAUGGUAAAUGGACUGUAAGCGCUUUAACACUAAGAUGAAAGCUGCUCUUUGAAGAGGUGAUUCUUUCACAGGAUAGGAAAUCCUCUUGUUUUCAUACCUGAUGAAGUCAGCGUUUUUCAAAUGUCUUAGAAUCAGAAAUUCAACCUCAAAGGGUGGCAGUGAAAGCAUUUUAUCCCGUUUCUCUUGAUUAACUCAUUCAUGAUCCUUCAGGGAGGAAAUCUGCAACGUACUGAAAAGAAAAAUGUCAUAACUUUUUAUGAUAUAGGUUUAUAAAUCUUACUGUGGACUUUAACCAGUGUUUAGAGUUUUUCUGAGAUGCUUCAGAGUUGCAGCUCUGAAUUCAUUGUUGGAAUGCAUUGAUGCAUUGAUGCAGUCCAUAAACUUUUUAACAUGGUUUUCAAAUGGAGUUUGUUUUCAAAUCCUCUUAAACUUUCAACAUUUUCAGCUCCGCCAUUCUUUCAGCUAAAAAGACAUACAUUUAGAAAAAUACAAAGCGGAGAAAAACAGCAAAUGGUAGCACGUGAGAAGCUGGGGCCACAGACUGUGUGGCAGUGAAACAAACUGUUCAUUGGUUAUGAAAAUAUUUACUGAUUAUUGCUGCAGCUCUAAAAACUAAAGUGUAAAGCUGACGUCACGUGCCGGACUGUUCCCUCUUGUCAAUGCUGAAUGAACUUGCUCCAGUUACAGGUAUCCAACUCUUGGCAAUAAUAAAAUGUACAUGUGACUGUUGCUUUAUAGUCAAGCAAGAA
Pungitius pungitius (ninespine stickleback) is the source of this 3455-nucleotide messenger RNA. RefSeq names its product thromboxane A synthase 1 (platelet) (gene tbxas1). The transcript has 14 exons. Lineage: Eukaryota; Metazoa; Chordata; Actinopteri; Perciformes; Gasterosteidae. The coding region runs from base 164 to 1837 and encodes 557 amino acids. Gene Ontology annotation, molecular function: oxidoreductase activity, acting on paired donors, with incorporation or reduction of molecular oxygen; steroid hydroxylase activity; iron ion binding. The record is from RefSeq and is a predicted model, not a curated record.